This is a messenger RNA of Castor canadensis (American beaver), 855 nucleotides long. The record is from RefSeq and is a predicted model, not a curated record. Lineage: Eukaryota; Metazoa; Chordata; Mammalia; Rodentia; Castoridae.
AUGGCUGUAGAUUUUGGGGACCCCAGGAGUGGUUUCCGCCACAGCGAGGUGGUUGUGUUCAUCAACGAAGAGGUGCUCAGUAAUGGCGGUGGGCCUGACUUCUACCUGACCUUCCGCUCCCGGUCGUGGAACGAGAUCGAAGAUGGCCUGAAAUCUGUCGUGUCCGACUCGCAGGUACCCCGCACCAUCAAGCGGGCCUGCGCCUGGAGCGCGCUGGCCCUGGGUGUGCGAGUGGCCGCGAGGCAGCGCGAGCGGCAGGCCCGCCGGGUUCGGCAUCUGCAGGAGCAGGUGGAACAGCGCGAGGAGGCCACCUGGGCUCUGGCCUCUGAGCUGGAGCGCGUCCGUGAGGAGCGUGAGCAAGUGGUUUUGCAGUUGCGUAGAGCGAGAGACAGCCUGCAGCAAACGCUACGGGAGCAAGAGGAGCUCCGCGGCAGGCUGCUCCAGUUCGAGCUGUCCCAGCAAGUGGUUUCUGGGUCGCAAGAUGAACAACCCAAGACUGAGGCAUGGUCGCUGAAUGCACAGAGUGCAGCGUCCCGGAAGGAGGAGGCCCAGAAGGCAUCCCUAACAGGUGUGGCAAGUCCCUGGGUCCCGGUCGGUCGUUCAACCCCCUCUGCCAAUGCCAUUCUCCAGUCUUUCCCAAUAGCAUUCCCAUACUCACCCCCUCCCCCACACAGAAUAACCUCAGAAGGGGCAGCAGAAGCUUCUGAUCCACCCCAGAUAUCUACGAGGGGCAUCUGCUCACCUGGUCUGCAGUCGACAGCAGUGCAAUCUGGGACACAUAGCAUAGUGGUGGGAUCACACCCAAGGUCAGGGAGGAAGUCCAGUGAGGCCUUAAAGGAUGGCCCCAGUGAUUGA